CUGGUUGUUAACUGCCCUAAAAGAAGACGACGAAGAAGAAGACGGCCAGUGACUAACCUUAUUUACAGGAGCUGAACUCCCCGACUUGCUGCGUCAUAUUCCCCAGUCGGCUUUGCUGACUUUUCAGACCGACAUUUAGAUCAUACAUAUCUCUGGCAAACAGCUGACCACAGAGAUAAAUACUGUUUGCGGUUCUUCCAACACAGCUAGCUUUAGCUAGCGGACCCCAUAGCAAAGAGAGCCAGCUAGUUGCGUAGCAGCGAUGGAGUGGCUGGGUAACGGGGCUUCAAUGUACCACGAUGAAGAGUCGAGCGUUUACCCAGCUUCAGCAGCCAAUGGCUUUAGUGGUGUUUAUCCUCACCAGCAGCAGUCAUCGCACCUUUGUGAUUGUGCCAUGGCGUCACUCUGCCAGAGCCAGCAGCGCUGUUUAAAGGCCUCUAUCGUCUCCAGCUGGAGACUGGCUGAGGCCCAAGAUCAGCUAUGCUCUCUAGGCGUCCACAGCUCUGAGUCCCUGGAACAGGAACGUGCUCGGACUCUGGCCUGCCCCACAGAACUCACGCACACUGAGGAGGAGUGGCGCCGCAAGGAGAGCAUGCUGGGAUGUCAGGAACCCAGCCGCAGCCCUGUGCUCAGAGCUGUUGGGAGUUGGGACGUUUUUGAUAAGAGUAUCAUCAAUGUCCAUAACCAACCUGUAGAAAUGGAUCAGGACAAGUGCAAGACAUUUCUCCAAAAGUACGACCAAGAGCUCAAGUAUUUUGGUAUGUUGCGGAGAUGGGACGACAGUCAGCGGUUCCUCGCAGACACGCCUCAGCUCAUCUGUGAGGAAACGGCCAACUACUUAAUUCUGUGGUGCAUGAGACUACAGCAAGAAGGGAAAGAGGCACUGAUGGAGCAGGUGGCACACCAAGCUGUAGUGAUGCAGUUCAUCCUGGAGAUGGCGUCGAACUCUCAGCAGGAUCCUCGAGGCUGCUUUAGACAGUUCUUCCAUAAAGCCAAAGAGGGACAAGAUGUCUACUUAGAAGUCUUCUAUACAGAGCUUGAGGCCUUUAAAGACAGAGUGAAAGAAAACGCAUUCAAGUCUAGAGGUGAUACACCCAACAACGUCGAUCAACAGAAAACUAUCACAAACUGCAUACUCGACCCCAAAGAAGCCCUGGACUCUUUACCUCCAGUGGCAGAGUAUCCUAUGAAACGUUGUUUGGAGGCUGGACUGUGGACAAGCACAGUGAGUUGGACAAAGAACGACGCCACAGAAACGGACGAUAUACGCAUGAUGGAGACUUCCUAGGGAUUGUAGGAUUGACCCCUGCUUUUCCUCCAUCUCCAUCGCCUCCCCAUUUAGGAACAACCUGAGUUGUAAGCCCUCUUCACACAGCAGGCUAGGCUGAAAACACCAGUGCAGAGCAGGAACAAAAGGAGGCAUGAUGAGUCUUUUACGCUGCAGGAAAAUGUUUUUUAAGGCAAACAUUUCUCAGUGGUGUCGAUUUUAUGCCACUGUGGUUGGCCUCUGGUGAAUUGGUUCCUGCAGUGUCUCUUGUCAGCUAAAUGCCAUAACCCUGGUUUUACAGAUGACUAUCCUUCAAGCUGGUGUUACUUUUUAUUUCUCCUAAAAAAAAAAAGAAACAUCCUUAUAUGGAAGCAUAACAAACUGACAAAUUGAAAAUUAAAUCCAGACAACACAAAGAAUACUAAACCAAUAAAGUCUUUGGGCAGUUAGGUACCAAAUCUAAUGCCUAAAGUAGGACUCGGGUCAGAAGACAUCUGCGGAGUAUUGUUAUAGCUGCUUAAAAUGAAUCAUGAGAAGCAGACUAGACUAGAUGGUCUGGACUAGACUAGAUGGUCUGAUAUAUUGUGCUUGACCUUUUAGUAAUGCAAAGUAUCUUAAAGUAACAUUUAAUACUACCUGAUGUGCUAGUGUACAGUAACUACUGUAAAAUAGAGAGAAUGUGGUCGAUCAGCAGAUACGAUCUAUUGAAUAAUUUGAUUAUGAUACAGUUUACCUGAAGGUGAAGCCGUGGUGUUAUGUAUGGAAGACUUUUCUCUUGUCACUUGUCAUACCUUUUAUAUUUGGUAAUAACAUACAUGGCCUCACAUCUUUUUAUUAUGUUUUCAUUGGUUUACUAAAAGCUAGUCUGCUAGAUGUAUGCUAAUGAGUAAAGAGCAGUUUGUGUGUGUUUUAAUGGCACAAUGUGUGAAUCUGGAAACUAAUAUAGUGCUUCAGUUGUGGUUACUUGGAUUUGUGUUUUCUCCAGAAUUUAACUCGUUGGUCUAGAAUUAAAUUACAAUCAGAAAGCAAAACAUUUUGGUUUAAAAGGUCUUGGGUCAGAUUCACCCUACAGGCCUUGGUUUUUGCAGCUUUUAGACUCACAGCUGAUAUGCAUUUACACAGUAUGGGUUUGCACACAACACGCAGGUCUCAGGCUCAUUAUCAUGAGAGGAUAAAUAAUGCAAUAUGUGUGGGUGGCUAAGUCAGUUAGCUGGCUCAGUGUUGUCUAAAAUGAGGGACAGGGAUGCUUCAAGAUGGAAGCUUUUGGUGCAGAGGUUUCAACUUAAACUUGGCUUUUGUCAUACAUUAUUGUGUCAUUACCUGAUUGUUGCCAUUCCUUGUUGUGCCAGAAAGGCCAUAACGAGCUGCCUCUUUUGUUGCUCAAGGUAUAAUAAGAGUUGAUGUUUGGUUAUCUUUGAACACUUUGCUGGACGGCAGGAACGUAAAGGUCGGAGCAUGUUACAACUUCAGGAGUGGGAGAGUUGAUUGUAAUUUAUGCAUUUCUUGAAAGACGGCCUUUCCAAAAAAAAGUAUUCAGAGUGUUGUCUGGGGAGGCUUAAAGAGGCAAUUACUGUAAUUUGCGUAAGUAAUCAGACUACCUCUUUUACAUCUACCAUUUACAUGCAUCUUUGACAUUUAAUCAAUUAAAUGUCCAGUCCAUAUAAAACAGAAGAUGACAGUAAUAGUUGUUCUUCAUUUGGCUGCAUUUGCUCAUAUUGUCCUCCUCCUGUCCUUUUGUGGACAGAAAUUAUUCAGCCUUUCAGAACACUAGUCAGGCUUAACAUAGACAAAUAAUGAGCUUAAGACAACAGUGCAUGCUUUUUUGUAUGUGAGACAAUAUAACAACUCAGCAUAUAUAACAUGACAAAGCACUCCGAUUUUGACGCAGAAAGGCGUUAUAGAGGGACAAAGUCAGCACAAUUUUAUGAGGAUAUUUGGGACAAUCUUAGUGUAAAUGUGAUUUCUUUUUUUCUCCAUAUCCUGAUGUUAUCUGGGUGCAAGAGGCAUGGUAAAUGUAAGGUGUAAAGAGGACACUCACUUUUGCCAGUUUGGUUGGUUAUAAGUCAUUACCUGAAUUAUGUUCUUCUUAUGAAUUUUUUUUUAUCCGGCAUUGAGAUAAUCAAAGCCUCAAAUUUCAACUGGCACACAGGUGAUGGUAAUGAAAGGGUUUACUAGGCCUGCAUUGGCUUUGUCUAUUUAUUUCUCUGGUUCGGAGUACAACUAGCUUACAUUUUCUUUACCAGCUUGCCAUCUGGAGCAUCCAGCAUCUAAAACCAGACCACAACUGCAAGUUUCCUUUUAUCCAAGUGUUCUGUGCAGACUGAAGUCUGUGUGUUGGUUAAUAGUUCACAAUUCUGGGAUCUACACCUGAGAAGGAGCUCAAAAGCACUGGUAUUGGGGGGGUCUGAUUGAUCCACAAAGACACUAUUGCUGUAUUUUUGUGUGCAGAAAGGAACUCUGCAUCUGAAUGUUUCCUGCACUUUAUAUGUCUCUGCCGUUUAUUCUUCCUCCAUAGCAUAUUUUGAUUUUGUCACCUUUUUUUUUUUUUUUUUUUUUUUUUUUUUGCUGUGUUCCCAGUCAUCCAGAAUUGAAUCAGAAAUUCUGUACAUUUUUAUUUUACAAGCAGGCUUUAGAUGCACUUGUUUUGAAUUGUAUGACAUUUUGUUUUACUUUUUGUAUUCUUUUUGCUGACUUUUUGUUGUCGAGGCGUUCAAGGGAGCUUUUGCCAGAUUUAUCAGGCUUCCAAUUAACUGUCCCAUUGAUAAUAAUCUUUAUUGAACAAGAAGGAAUCUACUGAGCAACACAAUCAGUUAGAUAUUUACUGAAGACUGUGGAAUUAAAGUUACCAUAUGAUGCAUUAAAGCACAAUACAUGUGUUUAUCACAUAAAGCUACCAUGUGAUGCAUCGUUGAUUCUGCAGUGCACCUGUAAUUUCACUAUCAAUAAUUUCACAGAUUUAUGUAUUUAUUCUCUGCACAGUGCUGGUGUUGGGCAGUGCACAUAUAAGAAGAAUCAUAAAUACCAUACACACAAACUGACGUAUUGUAAGCAGUGAAGCUAAAGCAAUGUGCUGUGGUGGUCUUAAAUGUAUUUCCUUUUUUUGUCCACAGUGACUUAUCAACUAUGCAAAACAAUUGUAUGGCUUACACUGUUGUACUAAACCUGUGGCCAGUGUCCAUGGUGUCUCAACAUCCUAAAUUAUUUAAAGACUAUCGCUAAAUUUGUGACUGUGAGACUUAGUAUAGGAAUUUCAGUCACUUAGCCGUGAGCUUUAGGAAAAGUAUACACUUCCAAUUCACAGUAGGCUGCUAUAAGAUUUGGUUUCUCUUGCCGCUGUAAAAACUCAAAUAUAAAACUAAUGCUCAAUGUUUGUGUCUUGUCAACUGCUACAGUUAUUUGUAGUCCUGCCGUAAUUAUACAAAGGGCUCAUCUGGCAUGAAGUUGAGUUGCAUUGUGGGUAACCGAGGCACCAAUAAAAAUGGGGACUACUGGGGACUCCCGAA
This is a messenger RNA of Perca flavescens (yellow perch), 4770 nucleotides long. RefSeq names its product cell division cycle 37-like 1 (gene cdc37l1). Gene Ontology annotation, cellular component: cytoplasm. Gene Ontology annotation, biological process: protein stabilization; protein folding. The coding region runs from base 263 to 1288 and encodes 341 amino acids. Gene Ontology annotation, molecular function: heat shock protein binding; protein-folding chaperone binding. The transcript is spliced from 7 exons. The record is from RefSeq and is a predicted model, not a curated record. Lineage: Eukaryota; Metazoa; Chordata; Actinopteri; Perciformes; Percidae.